AGACCUGCUCGACAAAUGAAGAUGAUGUCUGUCGGUGACCGGAUCGCAAGCGUCUUGGCAAAUGACAGAUUCCGUGAAUUGAUGAAGUACAGACACAAUUACCAAUAUGAAGACGGUGUGUACAAAGAUUAUUUCGAUGGAGAAGAAUACCGGUCGCUUAAGACAAAUACAAACUUUUUUUCUUCAGAAGACGAUGUUGCAUUAGCACUUUUUUCGACUGGUUCCAGCCUGGUAAAGCAAAGACAGGCGACAAACUUUCGAUGGUGUAUUAAAACCUGUCCAACACUAUCUGACCCAUGUGCCAAUGAUGGCUGA
This is a messenger RNA of Mucor mucedo, 315 nucleotides long. RefSeq lists its product as uncharacterized. The transcript has a single exon. The annotation marks the transcript as partial. The record is from RefSeq and is a predicted model, not a curated record. NCBI's taxonomy places the organism in Eukaryota, Fungi, Mucoromycota, Mucoromycetes, Mucorales, Mucoraceae.